AUGACAGCUCCAGACUUGUUUGCAGAACACACCGAGGGCCUUGAAAGGAAGGUGGUGUUUAAGAUCCUUUUCCAAGUGUGUGUUCAUUUAUUUUUCUCUUCUCUCCCCCCCGCCCCUUUUUUUCCUAUUUGCUUGUGGUUUUCAGUGGCAAGAACAGCACGGAAAAGGAAGACUUCCCCAGAGCCGGAAGGAGAGGUCGGGCCCCCGAAGAUCAACGGGGAGGCCCAGCCGUGGCUGUCCACGUCCACGGAAGGGCUCAAGAUCCCCCUGAAUGCGACACCCUCGUUUGUGUCUCCGCCGCCGCCCACAGCCUCGCCCCAUUCCAACCGGACCACCACGCCGCCGGAAGCUGCCCAGAACGGCCAGUCCCCCAUGGCAGCCCUGAUCCUAGUAGCAGACAAUGCCGGGGGCAGCCAUGCCUCCAAAGAUGCCAACCCGGUGCACUCCACCACCCGGAGGAAUAGCAGCAGCCCACCCUCUCCGUCCUCUAUGAACCAAAGAAGGCUGGGCCCCAGGGAGGUGGGGGGCCAGGGGGCCGGCGGCACCGGAGGACUGGAGCCCGUGCACCCCGCCAGCCUCCCGGACUCCUCCCUGGCGGCCAGCGCCCCCCUGUGCUGCACCCUCUGCCACGAGCGCCUGGAGGACACCCACUUCGUGCAGUGCCCGUCGGUCCCUUCCCACAAGUUCUGCUUCCCUUGCUCCAGACAAAGCAUCAAGCAGCAGGGGGCCAGCGGGGAGGUCUACUGCCCCAGCGGGGAGAAGUGCCCCCUGGUGGGCUCCAACGUCCCCUGGGCCUUCAUGCAAGGGGAGAUCGCCACCAUCCUGGCCGGAGACGUGAAAGUGAAAAAAGAGAGGGACUCGUGACUUCCCGGUUUCGGAAAAACCCGAUGGCUACCCUUAACGAAAACUGCUUGAACUGUAUAUAUAUAAUCUCCACAUAUAUAUAUUAUAUAUAUAUAUAUAUCCAAGACAAGGGAAAUGUAGACUUCAUAAACAUGGCUGUAUAAUUUUGAUGAUUUUUUUUGAAUACAUUGUGUUUCUAUAUAUAUAUUUUUUUUGACGACAAAAGGUAUGUACUUAUCAAGGCAUUUUUCUUCUUUUGUUAACGUUAUUAGCCUAUCUCUGUGCGUCAUUAUCUUGGUGACAGUGACCGGUUCCAUGUAGGCUGUGACUUGCGCUGCUUUUAUAGAGCACUUGGCAACCCCUCCCCCCCCAAACUGCUUCUAGCUGUAUUUGUAAAUGCACUUACUUUAAAAAGAAGAAAAAAAAAAAGCCAAAUACAUUUUCUGACGUUGUAA
Messenger RNA from Myotis davidii, 1298 nucleotides. It is a transcript of the gene IRF2BP2, whose product is annotated as interferon regulatory factor 2 binding protein 2. The transcript is spliced from 2 exons. Gene Ontology annotation, cellular component: nucleus. The record is from RefSeq and is a predicted model, not a curated record. Gene Ontology annotation, biological process: regulation of transcription by RNA polymerase II. Gene Ontology annotation, molecular function: transcription corepressor activity. Bases 1 to 864 code for a protein of 287 amino acids. Lineage: Eukaryota; Metazoa; Chordata; Mammalia; Chiroptera; Vespertilionidae.